This is a messenger RNA of Paraglomus occultum, 945 nucleotides long. The record is from the annotation of a GenBank genome assembly. NCBI's taxonomy places the organism in Eukaryota, Fungi, Glomeromycota, Glomeromycetes, Paraglomerales, Paraglomeraceae.
AUGGGCAACUGUUAUUCAACCGCAAACUUGGAAUACGAACAGGACUCGUCUCCACGUAGUUCCGUUAGUCGUUCAUCAUCCAAGAAACGAAGCAGCAUCGAAUCAUUUAAAACAGAACGAAGAUGUAGCCAAGCUCAUCCAAGCAUAUGGCUGUCUGACUCGACCAACUUGGAAGAAGACGUGGGUCGCAUUCAACUACAACAUCGUUUACUGCGCAAUGCCUGGAAUGCCGAUUUUAUUGCCCCAGUCAAAGAGAAACUUCAAUCUGGCAUCAGAGUCCUCGAUAUCGGGAGCGGAAUGGGCGUAUGGGUAUGCGAACGAGCGGCCGAAUUUCCAAAGUCGAAAUUCACUGCUAUCGAUGUCCUCACUGAAGUUACGGCAAAACCCUUGCCACCAAAUGCGAGGUUUACUCAAAACACGCUCCAGAAAAAGCUUCGGUUAGACGACAAGAUGUUUGAUUAUGUUUACGUGCAUUUCCUUACCGGAUACUUUACAAAAAAAGCUUGGGAAGAUUUAGUAUUCAAGGAAGUAGUUAGAGUGACUGAUUCUGGUGGAUGGAUUGAAUUCGUCGAAACUAGUCUCAUGUUGGACCGUGCUGGACCCAUUACUCGGAAAUUGUUGGAUGCAACAUUUGCAUGGGCUAAUUCCCGAGGUUUACACAUGUCACUCUACUCGCAACUGUCGCGUUUGCUUGAAUCCCACCCUCAUAUCAAAGAAUUCAAGCGGGAUACACGCUCGCUACCUAUUGGCAAUUGGGGAGGAGAACCUGGUGAUCUGGCUCUCAAAGCGUAUCUCCCGCUCUUCCGAAUAACGAAAAGACAGAAUAUGGAGUUUAUGAGCACAUCGAAUGAUGAAUAUGAUGCUAUGCUAGAAAAACUUCCAAACGAAUUUAACGAAUAUCGGACGACUUUUACGACAUAUCGCUAUAUAGCCCGAAAGUCAUAA